Molecule: messenger RNA, 753 nt
Organism: Cylicocyclus nassatus
Lineage: Eukaryota; Metazoa; Nematoda; Chromadorea; Rhabditida; Strongylidae
Source: the annotation of a GenBank genome assembly
AUGGGUGCAAAAACUAUGCAAUCAAAAGUUGUAUUGGAUUAUGAUCGCGCUAUCGUAGAGGAGAGAUGCACAGCAACAUGUAAGGGAAAACAGAUCGAAUUUGAUCUAGCCGGACACCUCGAAUACAUGCCCAAACACCUGGAAGCGCCGUCGUUUGAGACUAAUGGGGACUUCAUAUGGCAUCAGAAACUGGAUUGGUUUAGCGAUAUCAAAAUACCAGAAUUUAAGCCACUUAUGAAACUGAUAGCACAACACUGGAAACUAACUCUGGCAGCGCUAAACGCCACUAUGCUGGACGAGGUCGACAUGGUGACGCAUAUUGAGCCCCUCGCAAACCCCGUCAGGACCAUGGAGCAAAAGAUCGACUUCCUCCUUCAAUCAUUCGAACAACGCAUGCAAUCCACUGUCCAGAGAUUGGAGCAAAUGCCUACAACCACGCCACGGCCAGGACUGUGGAGUGAAGUGCUCCAUCUGCACCGCCGAUUAGAACAUGCUCCUGUGCCCGUCGCGUGGCACAUAAAACGCUUUCAAGCGCAGAAAGAUUUGAACGUUCUGACUCCUAUCCCUCCCCACACCACCGUCCUCGCCAUCGCUGCCCCUUCAUCGCAAUCAAGUCCACAGCACACCAUCGUUGUCGCUAACGCUGCCCCUCUACGGCUAUCAACCCGUCCGCUCAUCGUCGUCUUCCCUCCGCAUCACACCCUCCAGCCGCCAAAGUCGAUCAUUUGUCUUCCCGUUUCUUUUGGUUGUUAA